Messenger RNA from Linum trigynum, 738 nucleotides. Lineage: Eukaryota; Viridiplantae; Streptophyta; Magnoliopsida; Malpighiales; Linaceae. The record is from the annotation of a GenBank genome assembly.
AUGAAUGGCAACCUCGACGACAAUGGUCACAACGUUGACAAUGGGCACGAGCAACACGAUGAAGACACCGAUGGAUAUGAUGAUGAUGAUGAUGACGAUGACGACGAAGACAAUACAUCGACGGACGACGAUUCCUCUUCAGCAUCCAUGGACGACGAUGACGACAGACAUGUACGCGAUGUAAUUCACCCAUUGGCCCUUCCUGAUCAUCCCGAUAUCAUCCCCAUCACGUACACGGGCACGACAUUUGUUGAACACCUCAUGGACCAGUACAUUUCCUUUACGCCGGGAUCCUAUAUAUUCAUUGAUAGGGGAUGGAUGCUACGCCAUGUGAUCAAUGAAGUUAGAUCCUGGAUAUUUGAAGAGCUGGAGCAAAUGAACAUCCAUAGCGAAGAACAGCCAUGUAAAAUCCAAUUCUACAUGGCGGUAGGCGGUGGCGUAUACCAGCCCAUACUCUUUCCGGAUCCACAUAGCUGGCAUAUGAAUCGUCGUGAUGAUCAUACUAACAUAUGGACGGUUCACGUAGCUCACAGGGUACAGCUGAUUGGAUACAACUGGGUGGGAGGGUUGGUACCCCAGCAGCACCAGCAUCUACAGGACGCUCAGGUAGCUGAUGUUAAUGAAAUUGCAUAUGUGCAAGGGAGAGGGGAGGGAGAUGCCUUACAUGAUUACAUUUUCAACGCCGCUUGGGGAACGGGAACGAACACGGAAGAGGAAUCCGACAUGGAGGAGGACUAG